Messenger RNA from Coniophora puteana RWD-64-598 SS2, 1396 nucleotides. RefSeq lists its product as uncharacterized. The record is from RefSeq and is a predicted model, not a curated record. NCBI's taxonomy places the organism in Eukaryota, Fungi, Basidiomycota, Agaricomycetes, Boletales, Coniophoraceae. Gene Ontology annotation, cellular component: nucleotide-excision repair factor 1 complex; nucleus; ERCC4-ERCC1 complex. The transcript has 7 exons. Gene Ontology annotation, molecular function: damaged DNA binding; single-stranded DNA binding. Gene Ontology annotation, biological process: nucleotide-excision repair; meiotic mismatch repair; mitotic recombination. Bases 1 to 1140 code for a protein of 379 amino acids.
AUGUCCACAGCUCAGGCCACCCGCGACAAACCUCCAGUCGUCGUCCCAGGCUCUGGAAACAACAUCAUCAUUAACCCCAACCAGCGAUUGAACCCCCUGUUAGAGUGCAUUCGCAAUGUUGGCAAACAAUUUGGCGAAAUCGUCCCAGACUUCCAAGUCGGCAGGACUACUUGCGUGUUAUACCUCAGCUUGAAAUACCACCGACUGCACCCCGAAUACAUACACGCGAGGAUUGAGAAACUCGGCCAUGCCUUCAACUUGCGUAUACUACUUAUCAUGUGCGAUGUCUCGGAGCAUCAAGAUCCAAUACGGGAGUUGACCAAGACAUGUCUCAUCAACAACAUCACCAUCAUCGUAGCGUGGAGUCUCGACGAAGCCGGCCACUACCUCUCCACCUUCAAGCAGUUCGAGCACAAGCCUCCAGACCUCAUCAAAGAGCGCGCAGAGAAGGACUACGACUCCGUCCUCCGCGCCGCGCUCACGAGCAUCAACAAGGUCAACAAGACGGACGUCGAGACGCUCCGCACCUCCGUCGGUCUCACGACGCUCUGUCCGAACGGAACACAGAGCUUCGCAGACAUUGCGCGCACCCCGUCCGACCAGCUGCUCGCUCUGCCCGGCUUCGGCCAGGUCAAAGUGCGCCGGAUCAAGGACGCGUUGGAGCGGCCGUUCAAGAACAAGGCGACGAGCGCCACGUUCACGACCACCUCGCAGAGCCUCGCCGUCACCGAGCGCGUCAGCGGCGAGGAGGGCGGCGCGUCUGAGCCGACUCGCAAGGGAGGGACAGAGCAGCCGCCUGUGUCUGCAGCGGCGGCGUCCUCAUCGAGUUCAAAGGCAGGUCCAUCGACGGCGUCUAGCGCUCCGCGACCGCGACCGCCCCGCUCACCCAGUCCUGUCUGGGACAUCGAGCUCGACCUGGACUCUCCGCCGCCAGCAAGGGACACAGGCGGCGGCGACGCCGGAGCGUCGUCAAAGCCCCAACCUAGGCCAAAAUCUGCCCGUGCUCCGUCGCCGGCAUGGGACAUCGAGCUCGACCUGAACCCGCCCGACGACGCCGAAGAAAUCGACUCGCCCAAAGACCCAGAGAGACCAACGACAUCUAGCUUUGGCGCGCCCAAAAAUCUAAUAAACAGGCCUUAGCUACUAUUGUCGGAUCGUCUUUACUCUAACGGAUCUAGAAGGUACAAUAACAAGAGCUGGAUUAUCCUGUACAGUACGUGAGGCUGCGCGAUAGCAAUAUUCACUAUAGCUAUGUAUACGUUACAAUAUCGAUAUCAAUACCAUGGCGGGCGCGUAUAAUGACGAAUAGGUUACAAACUAACAAAUUUAGCAGUAGGUAUCCAUGCAAUUAGCAAGAACAUAACAGACAUAACAGACGCGUAAUUGGAGAACGAAU